Oncorhynchus tshawytscha (Chinook salmon) is the source of this 9805-nucleotide messenger RNA. RefSeq names its product CLIP-associating protein 1-like. Gene Ontology annotation, cellular component: spindle microtubule; mitotic spindle; cytoplasmic microtubule. The transcript is spliced from 38 exons. The coding region runs from base 2391 to 6647 and encodes 1418 amino acids. Gene Ontology annotation, molecular function: kinetochore binding; microtubule binding. The record is from RefSeq and is a predicted model, not a curated record. Gene Ontology annotation, biological process: mitotic spindle assembly. Lineage: Eukaryota; Metazoa; Chordata; Actinopteri; Salmoniformes; Salmonidae.
UAAAAACAAAUACCUUCUUUACAGCUAUCUAUGUGUGCGUUUCAGUCCCUUUUGUCGUAGCAGUUUCAGUGUCCACUGUCAGUGUGUAACCAGAGCUGUGACGUGGGCAAGGGCUCGCUGACUCUGGCACAUUCUAGCUGACUGGGUACAGUGUUUGUUUGCAGGACAGGUAGAAUGGCUGAGCUGAGGGGAACUGUGGAAGCUGCUCGGCAGUUAGGAACUGUUUCCCAUGCCCUCAGACAGUAACUUCUCCCUCAAGGACAAUUACGAUGGACUUUACUGAGAGAGACAACAAAUCAUUAAUGUAAAUGAAAUCACCCUGAGACGCAACACAGUAAUAAUAUUAUAUUUAAUAGAAGUGAAUAGAUGUUUUCUGUUUUAUUGUGCAUAAUAGCAUUAACAACCCACUCUCUAAAGCUUUUGACAUUAUUGUUGAUCAGAAUCAGACAUUUAAGGGGAAAAAAUGUUCAAGAAAGCCUCUCUGUGUAACGGCUAUAUAGCUUCACCCCCUCACUCUUCAAAAUCAUAUUUCCAGAUUCAUUUCAGACGCAUGCUGUUUUGAUGACAUUUUAAUUGGAAAAUGAAAAGUAAUAUUACACCAUUCAUUAUGCACUUGGCACUUUUGUUUUCCACAAACGGUUCAACUCAGAUUAAUGUAUGACAGAGCUGAGAGCGAUGACUAAGAUUGUUCCCUUACCUUGUAAAAAGGAGCUCAGCUCUCAACUCUGAGGGAAAUAGUUUCUCUGUGUGUGUGUAACUUCGAGAGGAAGGCAGUCAACAGCACACAUGGUAAUGAGGACCUUUCACUGCGGAGACAUGGAUCGUAUUCAUUAGGCACGAAAUGGAACAGAACGGGCUGAAACAGGGAGGAACUACCUGAACUUGACCAAUUAGAAACACUCGUUGUUGCAAAACAUUUUGCUGCAGUGUGUCCUAAUGAAUACUACCCUCUGUGCUGACCAGCGUUGUGUGGGCCGCCUAGCCAUUAGGACCUGGAGACACAGAUGGGGACAGAAUGCUCCCAGCUAGUCAGGGAACUGAAGGAAUAGCUCUCCUGUUCCUUUCCAUCUGACCAGAGUAACCUCAACCUCCAUCUGUCUUACCUCAAAGGAACACGGAGAAAUGUUGCUAAUGGAUUGAAACCAAAAGAAAAGCUAUUGGCAUUGCCAACUACUGAAUUUCAUCUGUCAUUGUAGUGGUAAAGUAUCUGUAUUCCCUAGAGGCAUACAUCGGCUACAAGUAGAACAUGCUUCAGUUUAGUUGACAGGAAAUAGAAACUGUAGUAGUUCAUCUCCUGGGAUAUGAUGGGAUGUUAGAAUGUCCUGACUGCUGACGCAUAAGCCAUGAGUUUUCCUCCUGUAGAGGUGAAAGGUUGUGAUGUGUAGGCUGCUGCUGUCAGAUUGUGGCUGUGAAUCUCAUAUAGACUUACUGUAGAAGUCACAUUUGCCACAACACAGUGAUUUGGCCUAAGUCCCCAGAUGUAUCUCGCAGAAGGCUUAUAGGUACUGUUGAGAUGACUGAUGAGAUAAAGAAGUCAUCCAUUGACUCAGUUUGUGUUGUAUGUUCACCCUCUGAUGUUUCUUCUGUAAAUCACAUGCCAACCUUCAUCUGAUUUGAGUGGUGAUUUUUGUUACCAAAAGCCCAAAUGUCACUUCUCUGCAAAUGAGGGGUGCACUGCAGCCUGAGCCUUUUGAUAUGUGUUCCCAUGUGGCUCAGUUGGUACAUCAUGGCAUUUGCAACUAGAGGUCUGAUUUCUUCAUCCUGCCAGCACCCGCAGCUUUUCAUACCGCACCCGCCUACCCCCACGGGCUUUUUGUCCGACUUCCACACACUACAGCAAGAACUUGUCCCGAACCCAACCGCAGUCCCACAAUGUUAUUUUAGGCAUAUGUGACGCAGCUCACUUGCCAGCCAUGGUCCCAGCUUGAAGCACCAAAUUCUGAAAGUGUGUAAACAAUGAGAUAAAGAUGUGCUUUUAAUACAGCAAGUAGGCCUUGUGGAAUAACAACUUUUUACAUCCCUAAGUCAUCAGUCUGGCCGCCCGCAUCAUGACAAAUGCAGACCGCGCCACAAUGAUCUCUGUCCGGACCCGCAGCCCUCUACUUGCAACGCCAGGGUUGUAGGUUCGAUUCCCAGGGGAGACCAGUAUGCAAAAAACAAAGUAUGAAAAUGUAUGCACUCACUACUGUAAGUUGCUCAGGAUAAGAGCGUCUGCCAAAUGACUAAAAUGUAAAUGUAAAAUGAGAGGGAUGGCAGCGGUAUUGGAUGAUGCAGUAGUCACCAGACUAGAACAGGAGCAGAGAGAGAGAGGAGUGCAGAGAGAGACACACACACAGACGUGAAGCAACAUUCUCCCUGACUGUUCACUCACUCUCUUCUCUCUGCUCUGCAUGGAAGGAAGGCUAGGCACUAUGACAACUGGGGAAGAUAAGAACUUUGAUGAUGAGGACUCUGUGGACGGGGGCAGGUCCUGCUCCUCCGCAUCGUCCUCCAAGGCGCCCCCCAGCGGGAGGAGGACUGUAGCUGCAGCUUCUGUCCGCAGGCCCAGCUCUGCCACCGGACCCGGCAAGAUCUCUGCUAAAGAUGCUGCUGCAGGAGCAGUAGAUGAGGAGGACUUCAUCAAGGCUUUUGAAGAGGUUCCUACUAUCCAGAUCCACUCCAACAGAGAGAUGGAGGACAACCUCUCCAAGGUCCGGGAGGUUCUGUCUGACGACAAAAACGACUGGGAGCACCGAGUCAUCGCUCUGAAGAAGGUGCGUUCUCUGCUCCUGGCUGGAGCGCUGGAGUAUGAUAGUUUCCCUCAGCAGCUCCGUCUGCUGGAGGCCCCUCUGAAGCUGUCUGCUAAAGACCUGAGGUCCCAGGUGGUACGAGAGGCCUGCAUCACACUGGGAUACUUGUCCACGCUAAUGGGAAACAAGUUUGACCACUGUGCAGAGACCCUGAUGCCCACACUGCUCAACCUGGUGCCCAACAGUGCCAAGGUGAUGGCCACGUCUGGCAUGGCAGCCAUACGUCUCAUCCUCAGGCAUACACACUACUCACGUCUCAUCCCAAUCAUCACUAGUAACUGCACGUCCAAAUCAGUGCCAGUCAGACGACGCAGUUAUGAGUUCCUAGAGCUGUUAUUACUGGAGUGGCAGACACACACACUGGAGAGGCACGUGGCUAUUCUGACGGAGACCAUCAAGAAAGGGAUCCAUGAUGCCGACUCAGAGGCCAGGUCCGUGGCCAGAAAGUGUUAUUGGGGUUUCCAUGGCCACUACAGCAGGGAAGCGGAGCAUCUUUUCCAGGCCCUGGAGUCGACCUAUCAGAAGGCUCUCCAGUCUCACCUGAAAAGUUCUGACAGCGUUGUGUCCCUCCCCCAAUCAGACCGCUCAUCCUCCUCCUCUCAGGAGAGCCUCAACCGGGCCCUGUCUGUCAAGAGUGUCAUAGGAGGCGGCAUGACAAGGGGGAAGAUGGUGAGUUCCAGGGUGAACUCUAACCCCGGCGGUUCUCUUCAGCGUUCCCGUAGUGACAUCGACGUGAACGCUGCGGCCAGCGCCAAAUCCUGUCUGGUCACCGUGCCCUCCGCUUCUCCCUUCAGCUCAGCCGCUACUCUGCCCCCAGGCUCCUACGCCUCUCUAGAUGGCACACCUGGUAAAAUUAAUACGGGUCGUGUGCGUACGAGGAGGACAAGCGCUGGCAGUGCCGUCGGAGCCAGCGCUACUGUGACUGACAGCAGGGGGCGCAGCCGAGCCAAAAUGGUAUCCCAGUCCCAGCGAUCCAGAUCUGCUAACCCCACUGGCGGUGGUAAGGCCCGGACUUCAUCCAAUCAGACUGGCAGUCGCUCCAGUUCCCCUGGCAAGCUGCUGGGCCACUCGUCUGGGUACGGGAGGAUCAGCAGGCCCCCCUCUGCCUCCAGCACCCCUGCAGACAAGAGGAGCAAGGUCCCCCGCAGCCAGGGCUGCAGUAGAGAUUCCUCUCCCAGCCGACUGGGACUAGCGAGGAGCCGUAUCCCCCGGCCCAGCAUGAGUCAGGGCUGCAGCAGGGAAACCUCUAGGGAAAGCAGCAGAGACACCAGCCCUGCUCGGGGUUUCAAGCCUCUUGCCUCCCGACGUACUUCCCGCUCUACCAGUGCCCUAUCCACGGCUGACCCCCACGGCCAGUCAGAUCGGUUUGGUUUGAUUCACCAGGACCGUAUCUCUGCCUCAGUAAAUGCCAUGAGAGUCCUCAACACUGGCACUGAGGUGGAGGCUGCUGUGGCUGAUGCACUGCUGUUAGGAGACUCCAGAAAUAAUAAGAGGAAGCCUAUGAGGCGGCGGUAUGAGUCUCCGGGUAUCUAUUCUGACGACGAUGCUAACAGCGACGCAUCCAGUGCAUGCUCAGAGCGCUCAUACGGGUCCAGGAACGGAGGUAUCCCUCACUACCUGCGUCAAACGGAGGAUGUGGCGGAGGUGCUAAACCACUGUGCCAGCUCCAACUGGUCAGAGAGGAAGGAGGGGCUGCUGGGUCUGCAGAACCUACUCAAGAACCAAAGAAUACUCAGCCGGGUGGAGCUGAAGAGACUAUGUGAGAUCUUCAGCAGGAUGUUUGCAGAUCCACACAGCAAGAGAGUGUUUAGUAUGUUUCUGGAGACUCUGUUGGACUUUAUCUUGGUGCAUAGAGAAGACCUGCAGGACUGGCUGUUUGUCCUGCUCACCCAGCUACUGAAGAAGAUGGGAGCUGACCUGCUGGGGUCUGUCCAGGCCAAGGUCCAGAAGGCUCUGGACAUCACCAGGGAGUCUUUUCCGUUUGAUCACCAGUUCAACAUCCUGAUGAGGUUCAUUGUUGACCAGACACAGACACCCAACCUCAAGGUGAAGGUGGCCAUUCUGAAGUACAUAGAAUCACUGGCAAGACAGAUGGAUCCGACAGACUUUGUCAACUCCAGUGAAACCCGACUGGCUGUAUCUCGCAUCAUUACGUGGACCACAGAGCCCAAGAGCUCCGACGUCAGGAAGACCCUUCAUAACUGGGUGGUGGAGGAGCUAUCAGGCAGGUCCAGUACUGCAGCCUUACUGUCCCAGCAGGCCGGGGAGGGGCAACUGGAAGAGAGGUGUAAGCAGGCAGCCCAGGUUGUGCUGAUCUCUCUGUUUGAGCUGAACACUCCAGAGUUCACCAUGCUGCUGGGAGCAUUGCCCAAGACCUUCCAGGACGGGGCCACCAAGCUGCUUCAGAACCACCUGAAGAACUCCAGCAACACCAGCAGCGUGAGUUCUCCCAGCAACACUAUUGGGCGGACCCCAAGCCGGCACCCCCCAAGCCGGACCAGCCCUCUCACUUCCCCAACCAACUGCUCCCAUGGGGGGCUAUCUCCCAGUCGGUUGUGGGGUGGGUGUUGGAGUGGCGAUGGGCUACCUAAGCACCCCCCUCCCCCUCAUCCUCCUCCACCUCACUCCACCCCCGCCGGCCCCGCCCUCAGGGUCCUCCGCAGAGCGUACUCUCCCAGUAUGUUGGAGUAUGACACAGAGAACAUGAACUCUGAUGAGAUCUACAGCUCCCUGCGAGGGGUCACAGAGGCCAUCCAGAGCUUCAGCUACCGCAGCCAGGAGGACCUCAACGAGUUGAGAGGGAAGAGGGACGAUGCUGCGGGACGGGAAGGUGUGGCGCCCUCUCCAGGCUCUGAUGCCCGUCUGGGGCUGGAUGUGGUGGAGGGUGGGCGUACGGCCCUGGAUAACAAGACCUCCCUUCUCAACACCCCGUCCCCCCGCUCCUUCUCUGGGCCGCGAACCAGGGAGUUCGCCCCCUACGGAUACGGAGACACCAUCACCUCAUCCUACGACAAGAGCGCCCUGAAGGAGGCCGUGUUUGAUGACGACGUGGAGCAGUUUAGAGACUGCCGUCGGCAGGACAGCAGUGGUGAAAACAAGAUGGUGAUCUCUAAGGGCUUUGCUCCAGGUUCCCAGGACCACUCGGACCUGGUUGCAGACCUGCUGAAGGAACUGUCAAAUCACAAUGAACGCGUGGAGGAGCGUAAAGGGGCGUUGGUGGAGCUCCUGAAGAUCACCCGGGAGGACAGCCUGGCCGUGUGGGACGAACACUUCAAGACCAUCCUCCUACUGCUCCUGGAGACACUGGGGGAUAAAGACUACACUAUCCGGGCUAUGGCACUGAGGGUACUGAAGGAGAUACUGCGGAACCAGCCGGCCCGCUUCAAGAACUACGCUGAACUCACCAUCAUGAAGACCCUGGAGGCACACAAAGACUCCCACAAGGAGGUGGUAAGAGCAGCGGAGGAGUCUGCCUCCACCCUAGCCAGCUCCAUCCACCCAGAGCAGUGUAUCAAGGUGCUGUGUCCCAUCGUUCAGACGGCUGACUACCCCAUCAACCUGGCUGCCAUCAAGAUGCAGACCAAGGUGAUCGAACGCAUCACCAAGGAGUCCCUGCACCAGCUGCUGCCUGACAUCAUACCAGGACUACUGCAGGGCUAUGACAACACAGAGAGUAGUGUUCGCAAGGCCAGCGUGUUCUGUCUGGUGGCCAUCUACUCCGUGAUUGGAGAAGAGCUCAAACCACACCUGCAGCUACUCACGGGCAGCAAGAUGAAGCUGCUGAACUUGUACAUCAAGAGGGCUCAGACAACCAACAGCAACAGCAGCAGUUCCUCGGAUGUCUCUUCACACAGCUAGCUGUAGGAGCAGAGGGAGGGAAACACAGAUCCGUCUGCCUGUACUGUGCAUAUGAAUUAGGGGGGAAAGGUUGCUUCCCAAAUUGGCAUCCUUUUCCCUAUAUAGUGCACUACUGUUGUGCUCUGGCCAGAAGUAGUGCACUAUAUAGGGAAUAGGGUGCCAUUUGGGACAGAUUCAUAGUCGUGCCUCUUCCAGACCUCUCCAUUCCUGAUCUUUUCUUCUCUCCUUCACCCCACUGGACUCCUCUGGGUGAUCUGCUCAUCGCUCCAACCACCGCUUCACUUACUUUGUUCUUUUUUCCCCACAUGGAACUUGUACCUUCAUUUGUCUCGUCCCGUCGUUGUCGUCUCCCCGCCCCCCCAGCUGUUAUGACGCAUCACUAGCAAUGUGUUGCAAGGUAAAGAUCAGAUAUUCAUUAUGUUGAGCAUUCAGAGUGUAGGGAUGGAAACGUAACCAAGGGUGAUGAUAUGGUCCAAUAAGAAUGGUACGUAUGGUCCAAUACUAAAUAAUACCCUGAUAUUGAUUCAGCAAAAACAAAACAUCCCUUCAAAUGCAAUUGGAUGAGUAAACACAGCCUGAAACGUCACAGUAGAAUAGGCCCUUCACGUUUAACCAGGAAGUCCCAUUGAGGUCGGAAGACCUGUCAAGGGGGACCACAUGACAGUCGGUUUGUGAUAAAGAAUCAUAUGGCUGGCAAUAUGUCAGCGAAUGAAGUAGAAUUAGUCGAUUGAGGUAUGGCGUUGGUGGAUGGAGCGAGACAUGAUGUCCCAGAUGUGCUCAAUCCUAUAAAAAGUCAAAGAAGGAAACAUUUUAAUAAAAAAAUGUUACGUAUGUCAAUCAUUAUAAAGACUAACUUAAGCCCAGGUAAGCUAACACUAUUUUUUAUUGUUAGUAUCCAUUAGUUUGGGAGAAAUUAUAAUGAAACAUUAUCAGAGGCCAACUUCCAGCUAAUAGCUUGGCUAUAUCAUGAGAAAAAAUAGAAGUAUUGUUUUAAAUAAAUGCUGACCUUCAUUUUUUCAACCAAAAAUUGCCAUUCUAAAAUUGAAGCUGUUCAAAAUAAGGAGAGCGGUAAAGAUGCAACAGUGUCUGAAGUUAGCAAAUCUGUCUUUCCAACUCACAAUCAAUUAUUGUUGCGGAUAACUCCAUUUCCAUUGUCAAAUAAAAACAAAUAUUAAGGGAAGAAAAUACACCAUUACAUUUCUUUACAUUCCCUGAAUCAAUCAAGUGAUAUUGAAUGGAUCACUUCCAACUCAUAGAAUUAGAAUGAGUGUUCACAACCUACUCAAUGUCCAUGUUGCUAAUGAUGUCACACUGAAUGAGUGUUCACAACCUACUCAAUGUCCAUGUUGCUAAUGAUGUCACACUGAAUGAGUGUUCACAACCUACUCAAUGUCCAUGUUGCUAAUGAUGUCACACUGAAUGAGUGUUCACAACCUACUCAAUGUCCAUGUUGCUAAUGAUGUCACACUGAAUGAGUGUUCACAACCUACUCAAUGUCCAUGUUGCUAAUGAUGUCACACUGAAUGAGUGUUCACAACCUACUCAAUGUCCAUGUUGCUAAUGAUGUCACACUGAAUGAGUGUUCACAACCUACUCAAUGUCCAUGUUGCUAAUGAUGUCACACUGAAUGAGUGUUCACAACCUACUCAAUGUCCAUGUUGCUAAUGAUGUCACACUGAAUGAGUGGGCCAUUAUAAGUCAAGACAACAUACAAACUUGUCAGUGAAAACACUAAACAAAUCCAAAGUGUCACGUUUAUUUAUUCCCACCCUCUUCCCACCUAUGUUGCCAGAUUAUAGCAUUGAUGCUGCUGUUUAUAACGUAUACCUGUCUGAUGAGUAACAACCCUACACUUAUUGAUAAUGCGAAUAUUACAGGCUCAGUUUUGGAAGGAGAUCAGUGGAUUCAUUGAGACAGACUCCUAGUCCUGGAUUAAAAACUAUUCUCAAUGGAGAAUAUCUAUUAAAAGUAUGUUUUAGUCCUAGUCUUAAUAUGCGUCCAGGAAACCGUCCCAACUAGGUUUAUGUUAAUUUUCCACAGUAAUGUUUGGAUCACUUCUACUGUUGAAAAACAGGAUAGAUGUACAUACAGAAGCUCUCAGCUCUUAAAAAUGUGAAACCAUUACUCCAGGAACUACAAUAAAACUGGCUUGCAAACCGAUACAAUAAUAUCCACCACGAUGAUGCAAAUGUUAGUUGUUUAUAAUAAUACAGUAUUACACCCAUCUUCUCAUCACCUUCCUUUCACGCAACUACAGCUUUUGCAAUAAAGAAAAUACCAUGAUGAGCAAAUUUAAGUAUUUUGUACAUAACUCUUGAUCAAUCACCACUUCGCAACUUUCGUGUAAUGAAAUAAAAAGGUUGGCUCUCUCACUUUUUUUGCACGCUAGCGAAUUAGCUUGCAUGUUUUUGGGCAGCACACCCACUUGAUGCUGCCUUUAAUCGAUGGGUCCUGUUUUCGCUGUUGAAGUGCACUUGUAACCGCAUCAGUUUGGUCAGCCUUUACAACAACAGGUAGGAAUACACUCACAAAGCUCUGUGAGUUGUCCAGAACUACGAAGACUCUGUCUGCCCUAGACAACAGUGUACACUGUACAGGACCUAACCGUCUCAAGAUGCCAAGCAGACAUAUACAGUACUGGGUCUCCUUUAGUACAGUACUACAUAUUUGGGCAUGUGGCUUUAUAAAGGUACACUGUGUGUGCGUGCCUUGUUACCAUAGUAAAGUGUGUGACAUCUAUUUCCAUCUGUUGAACAGUUUAAAAAAUGACACUAAUUGUUUGUUUUUAAAUGGGGCCAUCAUCCUUUUGUAAGUAUGUUAAUUUUAUUUGAUUGUGUGUUAGGGAGAAGCCAAUUGUUUUGUUAAAGACAGAAAGUACUGUAUUGGCUGAUCUGGCUGAAGAUCUGGAUCAUUAUCUGCUGGUGAUGAUGGUCCCUAAGAGAAGCUAAUCCUAGCAAUCUGUUCCCUUUGCAUGUUAUUGUGUUUGUUUCUAUUGUUUUGUCAUUUAAGAUUCAUAUCUGUAUUUAUGAUAGUUUUAUUUUAGUUGUAGUUUUUUAUGACAACUUGUACAGAAGGGUUUCGUUAACAUCCACCUGUGAUAAAUGAUUUGCCUCAAUGUACAUUUGUUUGCUUUAGAAAUAAACGAACAUUCAAGUUGA